AUGCAGGUCAUACGAGCACACCAGGCCCAAGAACGCGCGCAUUUGCUUGGGGACAUCAAGCAACGCCCGAUUCGCGUGUCGUGGAGCAACAGAAAGGGGUCGGACGAAAUGCUCGUGGCAGCGUUCUGUGAGUACGGCGAGAUGGGACUGUCGACAUCCACUCGGGCGACGCCAGGCAUCGCGUACGCUUGUCCAACUUGA
This is a messenger RNA of Aphanomyces astaci, 201 nucleotides long. RefSeq lists its product as hypothetical. The transcript is spliced from 3 exons. The coding region runs from base 1 to 201 and encodes 66 amino acids. The record is from RefSeq and is a predicted model, not a curated record. Lineage: Eukaryota; Oomycota; Saprolegniomycetes; Saprolegniales; Verrucalvaceae.